This is a messenger RNA of Chlamydomonas reinhardtii, 2444 nucleotides long. RefSeq lists its product as uncharacterized. The coding region runs from base 230 to 1228 and encodes 332 amino acids. NCBI's taxonomy places the organism in Eukaryota, Viridiplantae, Chlorophyta, Chlorophyceae, Chlamydomonadales, Chlamydomonadaceae. The transcript is spliced from 7 exons. The record is from RefSeq and is a predicted model, not a curated record. Gene Ontology annotation, molecular function: RNA binding.
GUGUUGCACGCACAAACAUCAUUUGCCUAACACAUAGGCAGUUGUGACCAAGCGUCCAACAAACGUUCUUUCGUCAACAAGAUCGUCAGGCGUUCCGGCAACCGACUGAGUCCUUACACCUCUGCCACGCGUACACUGCCUUUGAGCAUACACAGUAGCCCUUUCGAGGUUCAACCGCUGACUCUCCGACAACACCGUUGCCUGCAAGGAAGUCUCCAGCACAGCAGCCAUGCGGCCACAGGACAGCAAGCUUGAGAACUACAGUCGGGUGCACAAGCCCCGUGAUGAGGGCCCCAUUGCGGAGAAUGAGAUCCGCAUUCGUUCGACGGAGCCUCCCCGUGUCUAUGUGUCUCAUGCGCUGAGCCUGUUGACGGAUAAGGGCCACCGGACGAUCGUCAUCAAGGCCAUGGGCAAGGCCAUCAACAAGACGGUGGCUAUCGCCGAGGUUGUGAAGCGGCGUGUGGGCGGGCUGCACCAGCUGACGGCCACCGGCAGCCUGGUGCUCACAGACGACUACGAGCCCAACACGCAGGCGCAGGGGCAGGGGCUCAGCCCCAUACAGGUGUCCCGCAACGUGUCGGUACUGACCAUCACGCUGUCCCUGGACGGACUGGACGCAGCCAACCCCGGCUACCAGCCGCCGCUGCCCGCAGACCAGGUCAAGCCCAAGGCCCAGGCCGCGGCCGCGGCUGAGGGCGAGGAGCUGGUGCUUGAUGAGGUGGAGGUGCAGCUGCUGGAGGAGCGCGGAGCAGGCCGCGGCGGCCGCGGCAGGGGCGGCGGCGGCGGCGGCGGCGCGGGUGGUGCAGGCGGCAGCCGGGCCGCGGGCGGCGAGGCGGGCGGCGCGGGCGGCGAGGGCCGUCGCAGCCGCGGCCGGGGGCGCGGCAGGGGUCGUGGCCGCGGUGGUGCGGACGGCGCCGCGAACGGAGCGGCUGAUGGCGCUGGUGAGGGCGCGGCGGAGGGCGCGGCGGAGGGCGGCCGUGGCAGCCGCAGCGGUGGCGGCAGGCCCCGCCGCCGGGGCCCGGGCCGCGGUCGCGGCGGCGCCGCUGCUGCUGCUGCUGCUGCUGCAGGUGGCGGCGGCGGCGAGGGCGGCGCUGGUGAGGGCGCGGCCGGCGGCGCGCCGGCAGAGGGCGGCCGUGGCGGUCGCGGCGGUCGUGGCCGCGGGAGAGGCCGGGGCCGGGGCGGCCAGGGCACGGGCGAGCGCAACUUUGCUGCUGAGGCGCUGGCUUAAGCAAGGCUAGCGUAGCAACUUUGGGUGCUGUUGGGAAGCCGAAUGCUGUGAUGCGUUGUGGCUUUGCGUUGGACUCGGCGGGUGCUUGAGUGGCCUGGACUCCCCUAAUGUUUUCGGUUUAGUCGUAGGAGGGGUGUGGGAGGUUUUGUGGGAGGAGUGCGGCCACUCGGGAUGCAGUCCGUCGGUGGACGCUGCGGCGGCAGAGGAGUUCAAUGGCCACCGCUGAUCAUUGGUGCGUGCGUGCAGCAGCGCGCACAAUAACAAAUGAGGCCGGGCGGUGGCAUGGCUGUGUUUCCCUUUUGUUCUUAACGGAGAGGUGCAGGUUUGCUGCGCCCGGGACGUCGGAAGUACGGGCGUGUUUGUUAAUCAACAGUUUCUUUUGCGGAUGGAUAGGAAAGGAGAGUGGAGAUGGAAAGCCGACCGGCGGAUGCGUGCCCUUGGUUUUGGCCCUGCUGUCGGCGAGUCUUUGUACGUCGUCGACGUGCGUGUAUGUGUGCAUCUUUGUUUGCAAGUGUGAGUGUGUGCCUGCCAAGGCGUGCGCACGAACCAGUGGAAGUACGGUAGUGCUGCUAUUUGUGUGAUUCCGCCGCUACCAGGGUCGCGCGUGGGAACGAUUUGGUACGGUAAGCUGUGCGAGCGCCGUGUUUGGUGCGCGGUGAAGAUGGUUGUUGUUGAGUAUUUUCUGGCGUUGGGUGAGUUGCUCCCUGGGCGGUCUCUGUGCCACGGACGACAAGAGCGUGUGUUGUAGCGACGGACCAAAUGCCUAAAACAUUAAAAGCGGGCACGGUGCGUGGUGCUCCUGUGCCAAGAGCGUGUGUGAACGCGUGUUGGUUGUAGUGCGUGCGAGUCGUUUGCCCCACUGGCGGCUGGAGCGCGCGCUCUGCCGGCGUCAGUCAACCUAAAUUAAUAAAUGUUUCAUUAGAGAUGGCGAAACGCGGGGCGGUGUUGGAUGAUCCGGAGAUAGGAGUGUGUGCAUGGAGGUAUCUGUAUGACGAGAGCGUUGGGCGUGGGAACCGUGGAAACGCUUUUUCGUUCUGCUUCCCAACGACGUCGUGCUAUUGCCUUCUCCGAUACGCAUUUUAGCAUAGCUUCGUUCAUAGGAAGGGCUGCUGCACGGGCGCGGUGCGGAACGCAUCCUGUGUAUGCGGGGCGGGUAGGCCACGGUAUGCAGGGGCCGUGAGCGCGGAGUGCGGUCGUGCUGUAACCCCGCGGCCUC